AUGCCAGACCUGGAAAUGAGAUGGGUGGAUUUGGACAACCCAAGUCCAAGCUUCAAUAUCGACUCGGACGUCGAUACCGCUAAAGAGGAUGAAAUUGGUGAAUCCGCCAAUACAGCAUCCUCCACUCUUGAGACUGGCAUGGAGUCUUUGGAAAACGCCAUGCAAUCCCUGGCAAUCAAUAACUCGGCCGCAAACACAGCUUUCCUACAGUUUCAGAGCUGUUACACUAAAACCCUGUCCGAGAGCGCAUCAAAUGCCCAAGAUGCAGUUGGUGAUUUUGACGAGGAAAUGAGACAAUUUAUCCUUAAAACACGUGAAUUUGCGCCGGAAUCGAAGGAAUUGUCUGAACUGCUCGACCAAAUGAAGCAUGUGCGAAAUGAUGAAUGGAGCCUGGAGGAUCGAUCUUCGGAGCUCGCAGAACAAUUCGCGAUUCUGCGCCUCCAGAUCGAGAAUCGGAAGUGCGAAGAUGCCUAUCUGCCAGGGUUCACGGUCUCGUUCAAAGAGGAUGAUGAGCUGAAAGAGGCAGUAUGGGAACUAGAAUCACGCUUUCGCAUCCACAUGAAUAUGCUGGAAGAACUUCGGAAUAAGCAGUGCGAACUGUUGUUGAAGGGGUAUCAUUUGCAGGCGACGAUUGGCCUUGACUAG
Molecule: messenger RNA, 645 nt
Organism: Penicillium verhagenii
Lineage: Eukaryota; Fungi; Ascomycota; Eurotiomycetes; Eurotiales; Aspergillaceae
Exons: 2
Coding region: 1-645 (214 amino acids)
Source: RefSeq, a predicted model, not a curated record